Messenger RNA from Hippoglossus stenolepis (Pacific halibut), 2098 nucleotides. RefSeq lists its product as uncharacterized. The transcript is spliced from 5 exons. NCBI's taxonomy places the organism in Eukaryota, Metazoa, Chordata, Actinopteri, Pleuronectiformes, Pleuronectidae. The record is from RefSeq and is a predicted model, not a curated record. The coding region runs from base 558 to 1259 and encodes 233 amino acids.
ACGGUCUCCGGGGUAACGGGUCUCCGGCUCAGGCAUCCAGAGUGUUAACCUCCUGCUCUCGAUGUGCUAAAUCACACGGCGGAAGAACCAGCAGCCGCCUGCCGUGGACUGUGCGUAAUAUAAUAAGGAAUGCCGACUAUGUUGAAAUUACGCACGGAUAUGAAGCCAUACGCGUUGUUUUUUGGAGCAGAUUUCCAUGUCAGAUUUCUGUUUUUAUUCAAGGAGAAUUAAACUCCAAGUAAAUUAGUCAUAGAAGUAAAAAGUCUGCUGGUUCUGAAGUGGCUGCUGUUCCUGGCGAAACCAUAUAGCUGAUGCCGCACAGACAUCUCCAGCGACGUCACGCAGUUUGGAGAGGGGGCGUCAGUGUCAGUGCGCCUGCACGAGCACAUAUACUCUGUGCCAUGUUUACCGCGAGCACUGAGUUUGAGAUCGGACUUGCACGAGGAGCGCGUGAGGACUCGUCUGUGGAACAGGAGAUAAAACCAUGAUGAGGAGCUGCGGAGCUGUGGGCUCCGGCCCUUCUCUCUGAUGUAGUUAAGUUUUUUUUUUAAAGGAAGAUGAGAGCCUUUGUGUUGAGGCUGAUGAGCUCAGGAGGAUUUCUAAAGGGAUCAAUCACAGGUUACACAGAAGAAAUGUCCACAACUGCAAGUCCAACCAUCCCCUCCUCGCAGCUGACAUCAGAACAACUCACUGUGGUCGCUGCGUCCUUCUCUUCUCUGGUGUUCUUUGUGGUUAUUGCGGUGCUGCUGUCCAUUAUUUAUCGCAAGGAUCCACAGUGCUGCAAACUCCGCUCCUAUCAGCGGCCUCAUGCAGAUAUGGACGCUCCUCCUCAGUACUACAGCAGCAGACAGACUCUGGUGGGAUCUUCUUGCCUGGAGCAGCAGAUCAUGGAUGACAACAACAGUCAGACAGGUCAGCUGUUCUUCGUCGGCCUGCCCUCCAGCUACAGCCUGCCGACGCUGGACGCCCCCCUGCCGAGGCUCCCCUCCUACGAGAGUGUUCGAAAAAAGGACCGCCAGAGGCAGAUCCACAUGAUGAUCGCAGACCGCUUCGGCCUCAAUGGACCCAUUGUGACUGAGCCUCCUCCCACAUACGAAGAGAGUAUCCGCCAGUCUAUGGAGCUGCCGUACAACAUCCUCUCACCUGCUGUGGACAUCUCUCCACCUCGGACCCUCUACACCAACCCAGGAGCUGACAUUCAGAGCGACGCACCUCAUCCAAUCAACUUGGACGCCAGCACCACCGUUCUACAUGUCUGAUCCUCAUCGACUUCUCAAGCUGCCCGAUGAAUGUGAAAAGAACUCUGUAGCUUUACAGGCUGAUCAUGACUGGAUCCUUCACACGUUCACUGGAGCUGAGUCAGAUUCCUCAAGACUGAGGGGGAACCAAAGAGGAGCUGCACAGCCUGCAGGAGAGGACACAUUUGGCUGGAGCACACGAAUGUUAAAAACACAGUAAAGGGCGAAACUUGAUAUGAACAUUUUCUGAGGUGGCUGGUUCAUCCGGAUGAGGAUUUGGGGACGACAGGGACUGAAAUACACCAAAAAGGGACCCACUGUGUACUUUUCUGAAUAUACUCUGGCAGUGAAUUAGUUGUUUGCUGUUUGCUUUACUCAUUUUUCUGCCGUCCCUCAGCCUCAGAGCUCAUCGUCUGGUUUGUGAGGUUAUCAGAGGCCUGUUUUAAUGACUGAGGCUGGGCCAUACUGCUCCAGCAUAUCUGGUUCAGCCUGUGGGGUUAAAAAGGUGCUAAUGAGAGUGCCUUUCAUGAAGUUAUAAUAAGACAUUUCUUAUUUUUUAUCAUAUUACCUCAGUUUUACUUUUCUCACUUUAUUAUCAAACAUUUUGUAACAUUACAUUUGAUAUAAUUUGAUGUCAGGACAGAAGGUGGAUUUGUUUGUUCUCUUCUCCAAAAAAAACGUUCAAGUCCUCAGCAGCAGUGAAUGUGAAAUGAAAACAGUGGAGGAAUAAUAAGUUCCUUAUUGAGACUUGUUUUGUUUGCUGUUAUUUUCUGCGACUUACAAUGUAAACAUGAUGCAAAAUGUCCGUCCUGCGUGUUGUCCUGUACUGUAUUUAUUAAAAAACAAGUGACUCAUCAUUA